UGAUAAGAUAAGACAAAUAUAAACAGACAUAUUGCUAUUCCCACAAGUACGAUAUUUGAAAUGUAAUCUACAAUCAGAAUGGGUAAAGAACGCGACCUACACAAAAACUAUAUCCUUGGUUACGAAUUGACAUCGCAUCAAAGUGCUAUUGUGAACCACCUUGUUCCUUCUAGCUGUGCGUGUAUCUUGUAUAUAUCUAUUAUAGCUACAGACGCCGGAGUGUGUUUUAGUCACCUGCAAAAUGAAGAUUUCAUUUGGGCGUCUCUAUCCCUGUUCAUAAUGUAUUUACCGGCACUUUGUAGCUAUGUUAUUGUCAUUUCAAACUGGGAGCUGUGGCCCGAGUUCCAAGGAUGUGGAAGAGACAAUUUUACUUGGUUCUGGAUGAAAACUGCACAGCAUUUGUUUUUUCCAGCAUGGAGUAUGUGGAGAUUUGCAGAAAGAAUUUUCUGGUCUAUCGAAGGUGCAAGAGCUAAAAUCGACGAAUCUGUUCAAGAAGCUAUAUCAAUAAUAACUUCUCCAAGAUCGAUAGAACUCUACAUUUUCCUUCAGUCGUAUCUACAUUCUUUACCGCAGGUGCUUUUGCAAUUGCAUAUCUUGAUGAAACAUAGUGAAACUAUGCAUAAAGAAACAGAGAAUGUCCAAAUAGCGAGUAUGAUCAUAAAUUUGGCUAAGGUGGCUAUAACGACAACUUACUACCAGCGAUUCAAAUCCCAAAAGCUGGUCGGGAAAGAUUAUCCUUGGUAUAAAAGAGAAAAACUACGUAGUAGAGAAUCUUCGUUGAAGAAUCCAGCUAUGCCACCAGAAAAUGAAGUGAUUUUGAGAAGAUCAACACUAUCAGAAAAUAGAUCGAUAAUCGAAAGAAGAAAAACCAGUCAACUGGAGGAAACAUUCGAUAUAGAACCAAGUAGACUUACAGAAAGAAGACGAAGUAGUGAUAUCUAUUUAGAACCUGCAAUAUCUGAAGAUGGCUGCAAACGAAAUACAUUGCUUGAAACUAGUUUUGACGACGAAAUUCAAACCAUUGAAAGAAGUUUGGAAGAUUUUGACGAAGGAGAUGGAUUACAAACCAAUAAGCGUAUUCCAAGACAACUAAGAGAAACAUCUAUCAAAGACGGCCCAGAAAGGUUACUUUUACGAGAAUCGACCACAGAGCCAGAUUUCAACAUUUCCAGGGUAGUCUACAUAAAAGGCUUAGCAGAUGAUGAUAUGGCUGGAAGACUAGUAGCUUUCCUUUGGUGGUUUGCUUUCCUUCUGGCCAGAGUAUUGGCCAUAUCCGCGUUCGCUUACUUUUUCAAAACAGCAGCAGUGUGGUUAAUAUCCGCACAUUUUGCUUUGGUACUUGUGUUUCUGUCGUAUGACAUAAGAACCAACGAAGUCAAGAGAGCCAAAGCGAUGUUUUUCAUAUUUCUAGGAUUAGUCUAUAUUUUUUGUAUCAUCGAGUUCAAAAUUAAGUUUAAGAAAGCGACAUUUAUUUAUUACGGUUUUUUUGUGUUGGUAUUUGUAGAAAACUUCGCGAUGUGUCUGUGCUGGUAUUUAGGAGAAGUAGAAACGAUCGAGAACGAUUAUUGGUUCAGGUAUAUGUUUUAUAUAGUAGUUAUGUGCUCAAUCACAAGUUUUUCGGCAAUGUUGUUUUACUUCAAUGUAAAUAAGCCUCCGAAAAUUGUUGUUGAUGAAAACACUAUACGACAUUGAUUGAUACAGAAUAGUUUUAUCAAAAGCUGAACAUGAUGUAUUUGUAAUAUUCUAGAAUUAUAGUUUUUUCUAUGGCCAUGAAGACAUACACUUUUAACGCAGUAAAUAUCAUAUACUAUACAGGAUCGGUAUAGAAUCAUUAAUGUCCCGUAUCCAUUAUGUACGAGCGUGAUAGAGACAUAAACUCGUAUGUUAGAGCGAGAGCAUGAAUGAAGCGUAUUCGAUACCAAGAACGAGUCUGUGAACACUUCGCUCUCGCUUUAACAUAUUGUUUCUGUCUCCGUCAGGCUCGUACAGAUUAAAUACGGGACCUCAACAAUCCUGUUAUUUAAACAUGAUAUUCUUAAAACAGUCUACACUUAUAGUGUUUUAAGGAAGCACAUACAUACACCUUGUGUUGUUAAAAAAAUAGCCAUUGAAUCAAUAUUUUUUACAAUUUAUUAGAGUGUAUUUUAUUAAGAGUAUACCAGUUAUGAAUUGUUUAACCAAUUCUAUUGUAAAAUAUAAAUUAUUUUAUUAGAGUGAGAGUAAAAGUUAAUGAUUUAUUGUUAAUUUAUUAUUAACUCAUAGUAAUUUAAUUUUGAAGUAUACAACGUGUUAAGUUUUCCGGGAGUUCCUGAUUUUCCAGGAAAAUGAAAAUGUGCCAGAUGUCAUUAUUUCGACGAGUUAUCCCAAAUUAAAUAACUAAUAGUAACAUUAUAAUUGGGAUCAUAAUUUUAAGAUCCUUGAUUAAAAUAUGUCAAAAUUUUAUAGACAGAGAAGAUAUGUAUAUUUAAAAAAAAUGUAUCUUGGUCGUAGAAGGUUUUUUAAAAUAUGCGUUUUUUAAUCACCAAUCAAGAUCUACUUGUUAAAAUAAAUUAUAUUGAAAAAUAAAGAAGUUAUUGUAAAUGUUUAUAACUACAAGAAUGGCUAUUUUUUAACAUCAUUUUUAACAACAAUUUUGACAUAAAUAAUUAAUUUUUUGCAUAAAUUCUCGACGUUGAAACCUUCAAGAAUCCAUUUCACUUUUGUAAAAUGUUCUAGGGCCAUAUCUUGGGCAAGAACAGUUGUUUGAAUAAUUCGUUUCUGGGAUAAACAAUUAGCUUUUUACAUACACUAUUAAACGGAUCCGGCUGAAAUUUAGCACACAUACUAACAGCAAUGAUGCGCUCAUACUCUCAAAUGUCUAGCCACUAACAAUUCUUAUUGCAAUAGUUAUAAACAUUUAUUCAAUAUUGCUAAAAGGCCCCGUAUUUAGCUUAAUUGUUUAUCGAUUUUAAUUCGUAAAAAAUAAAAUUUAAGGUCUUUUUAUGUUCUAAAAUCUACAGUUUACC
This is a messenger RNA of Acanthoscelides obtectus, 3005 nucleotides long. The record is from the annotation of a GenBank genome assembly. Lineage: Eukaryota; Metazoa; Arthropoda; Insecta; Coleoptera; Chrysomelidae.